Messenger RNA from Eupeodes corollae, 1543 nucleotides. RefSeq names its product tryptophan--tRNA ligase, cytoplasmic (gene TrpRS). The transcript is spliced from 5 exons. The record is from RefSeq and is a predicted model, not a curated record. Gene Ontology annotation, biological process: tryptophanyl-tRNA aminoacylation. Gene Ontology annotation, molecular function: tryptophan-tRNA ligase activity; ATP binding. NCBI's taxonomy places the organism in Eukaryota, Metazoa, Arthropoda, Insecta, Diptera, Syrphidae. Bases 120 to 1352 code for a protein of 410 amino acids. Gene Ontology annotation, cellular component: cytoplasm.
UCACCAUCGUGAGGAAAACACUUUGAAGACAGCAAAAGUGAUUCUCUUCCUCUUCUUUAUUUUCCAACAAGUAUUUUGAAAAACUAGAGAAACACAAUAACCAAACAAACCCUCCAAUAAUGACUGAAGCUGAAAAAGUUACCGAAGCCGUUGAAGCAAUAACCCUAAAUGGAGUUGAAGCCGACGACGAUGUUGUUGACCCAUGGAAUGUGACAAGUAAAAAUGAUGCUGGCAUUGAUUAUGACAAACUUAUAAAAAGGUUUGGUUCAUCAAAAAUCGAUGAUGCACUCAUCGAGAAAUUUGAAAAAGUCACUGGCAAACCCGCACAUCACUUCAUUCGACGUGGCAUCUUCUUUUCGCAUCGGGAUCUUCAUAAUAUUCUCAAUAUGAAGGAACAGGGCAAACCAUUCUAUUUGUACACCGGUCGUGGACCGAGUUCGGAGUCUCUGCAUUUGGGUCAUCUGAUUCCUUUUAUCCUUACCAAAUGGCUGCAGGAAACAUUCGAUGUUCCUUUGGUUAUUCAGCUGACAGACGACGAGAAGGUGUUGUGGAAGGAUUUGAAGAUAGAGGAUGCCAUCAAAAUGGGACGAGAAAAUGCCAAGGAUAUCAUCGCCAUCGGAUUCGACGUGAACAAGACUUUUAUUUUUAAUAAUUUGGAAUUUAUGGGGAAAUGUCCAGCAAUGUACCAGAACAUCAUCCGCAUUCAAAGAUGUGUCACAUUCAAUCAAGUUAAAGGCAUCUUCGGUUUUGGUGACUCAGACAUUAUCGGCAAAAUCGGCUUUCCAGCGGCACAGGCGGCGCCUGCGCUCUCAUCGACCUUCCCCUUCAUAUUCGGUGACAAGAAAGUGCCUGUGCUCAUUCCGUGCGCCAUCGACCAGGAUCCUUACUUCAGGAUGACCCGUGAUGUUGCACCUCGGCUGGGAUUCCCUAAAUGUGCCCUCAUCCAUUCGGCGUUCUUCCCCUCGCUGCAAGGAGCGAAAUCGAAGAUGUCAGCGAGUGAACAAAACUCGACGCUCUCUCUAACCGACACACCGAAGCAAAUCAAAAACAAAAUCAACAAAUACGCCUUCUCUGGUGGUCGAGCCACUGUGGAGGAGCAUCGUAAACUGGGCGGCGUUCCCGAUGUCGAUGUGGCGUAUCAGCUGUUGAAAUUCUUUUUGGAGGAUGAUGCGAAGUUGGAGGAAGUGCGAGUGGCUUACAGCAAAGGAGAACUGCUGACUGGGGAGAUCAAGAAGCUGGCAAUUGAGACAAUUACUCCCAUUGUUGAGGCGCACCAGGCAAAGAGAAAGGAAGUCACGGAUGAAGUUUUGGAUAAGUUUAUGGAAAUAAGACAACUUAAGUUCGGAAGUUAAGCGAAUUACGAUGAAAAUAAUUAUACGCGCAUUUGUACUGAACGCUGGUAUUUUUUUAAAAAUGUAAUCACAUUAUUUUUGUUUGUGUCAAAUUCCAUUAAUUUAUUAAAUCGCACUUAAUUUUUGUAUCUUUGGCUGACGAACUUUUUAAAUGCAAUGAAUAAAGCUUAUGAAUUUAAAUGAAAUCAAAA